Molecule: messenger RNA, 960 nt
Organism: Oryza brachyantha (malo sina)
Lineage: Eukaryota; Viridiplantae; Streptophyta; Magnoliopsida; Poales; Poaceae
Product: momilactone A synthase-like
Exons: 3
Coding region: 45-944 (299 amino acids)
Source: RefSeq, a predicted model, not a curated record
AAACACUUCACUGCUCGAACAGUGAAAGGAAGAACAAGAUCAAGAUGUUCAGAGCAUUGCAGGUCAUCGUCAGGGGGGAGAGGCGAGCUCUACCUGGAUCUGGAUUUGUCAGUCGCUUCUCCACUGCUUCAAAUUCUCAAAGGUUGGCCGGGAAGGUGGCGGUGAUCACCGGCGCGGCCAGCGGCAUCGGCAAGGCGACGGCGGCGGAGUUCGUCAGGAACGGCGCCAAGGUCAUCGUUGCCGACGUCCAGGACGACCUCGGCCACGUCGUCGCCUCGGAGCUCGGCGCGGAGGCGUCGUACGCGCGCUGCGACGUCACGGACGAGGCACAGGUCGCCGCGGCCGUCGACCUCGCGGUGACGCGGCACGGCCACCUCGACGUCAUCGUCAACAACGCCGGCGUCGUGGGCUCCCUGGCGCAGCGCCCGCUCGGCUCGCUCGACCUCGCCGACUUCGACGCCGUCAUGGCGAUCAACACGCGCGGCGUCCUCGCGGGGGUCAAGCACGCCGCGCGCGUCAUGGUGCCACGCCGCAGCGGCAGCAUCAUCUGCAUGGCCAGCGUCGCCGGCGUGCUCGGCAGCAUGACCCCGCACCCGUACAGCGUCUCCAAGUCCGCCGUGAUCGGCAUGGUGCGCGCCGUCGCCGGCGAGCUGGCGCGCUCCGGCGUGCGCGUGAACGCCAUCUCGCCCAACUACAUCCCGACGCCGCUGGUGAUGCGCAUCAUGGCGGAGUGGUACCCCGGCACGAGCGCCGACGAGCACCGGCGGAUCGUGGAGAGGGACAUCAACGAGAUGGCAGGGCUGACGCUGGAGCCGGAGGACAUCGCCAGGGCGGCGCUGUACCUCGCCUCCGACGAGGCCAAGUACGUGAACGGCCACAACCUCGUCGUCGACGGCGGCUACACCGUCGGCAAGGUGCCCAACCUGCCGGCGCCGCCGCAGUAAUCAACUCCACGCUUUG